Messenger RNA from Pleurotus ostreatus (oyster mushroom), 729 nucleotides. RefSeq lists its product as uncharacterized. The transcript is spliced from 3 exons. Lineage: Eukaryota; Fungi; Basidiomycota; Agaricomycetes; Agaricales; Pleurotaceae. The record is from RefSeq and is a predicted model, not a curated record. Gene Ontology annotation, biological process: regulation of transcription by RNA polymerase II. Gene Ontology annotation, molecular function: RNA polymerase II cis-regulatory region sequence-specific DNA binding; DNA-binding transcription factor activity. The coding region runs from base 1 to 729 and encodes 242 amino acids.
AUGAAUGGCGCAAGCUUUAUCCCAUGCAAUGGCUCAGAGAGCGAAGGUCACCGUGAGCUAGGACGAUACGACGAGCCUUCUCAACACUGGACAACGAAUUGGCCCUACGCGUCACAUCCCUCUCCCAGCUUUGAUAACUUCAAUCCUUACCCCCUUUCAUUUGGCGUUCUGGAAACACCACCUGUUUUUACUGCAUUCAACGCGUCUCUUCCCUCGAUUUUCUCUUGCAACCCUGUCUUCCAAACAGUAUAUGACUACUCCACAACUCCCUACCAUGCGUCCCUCUCCUCAGUCACCCAGCCUCCUGUAAAUGAAUGGCGCGCUUCAUCGCCGCCACUCGUUAAUUCCGGUUUACCAUCAACCGCGCUUUCCCCUCUUGCGUGGGACACUUUCCCGUGGCAGCAAGCAUCCUCAUUCGUUCGAGAGGAUCGUGGCGUACCCGAGCUUGAACAUAUUCCCCCCAGUGACCACAGCAUCAUACGCCCGCAAAUCGCGACCGCUGCAACCAAACGCGCAGCUGCCAAACGCCGCCUCCAUCACCCGAAGCACAUUUGCGGCGUGUGUGGCUCCAGAUUUACCUCCAAGCCUAACCGUGAUCGUCAUGUUCGCGCACAUUAUGGGCAGCGCCCCUUUGCUUGUGAAUGCGGAAUGGCAUUCGCAUCAAAGAAUGACUUGAAGCGACACCGCAGGUGUUCAGGCCACAGAGAUCCCAAUACUCUCAAUAACUGA